Macroventuria anomochaeta is the source of this 5271-nucleotide messenger RNA. Its product is annotated as acetyl-CoA synthetase-like protein. The transcript is spliced from 10 exons. The coding region runs from base 1 to 5109 and encodes 1702 amino acids. Lineage: Eukaryota; Fungi; Ascomycota; Dothideomycetes; Pleosporales; Didymellaceae. The record is from RefSeq and is a predicted model, not a curated record. Gene Ontology annotation, molecular function: medium-chain fatty acid-CoA ligase activity. Gene Ontology annotation, biological process: fatty acid metabolic process.
AUGCUACGACGGAUACUUAAAUGCACCUCUGCUGCGCGCAAUGAGGCACACAUACAUCGUUCCUGCUACAUAGCCCACGCUCGCUCGACUCACCGCGCUUACUCAUCCGCCAUGUUCACUCUUGGGAAUCUGGUGCAGAAGGCCCAGCAGUUUAUUGAGCCCACCCUCAGCAACAUAGCUGCCCCUGCUUCAGCCGACCGCCGACCGUCCAAGGCGACCCUCUUCCGCUAUCAAUUCCGGCUGCCCGACUCGCAAAAUCCCCUGCAAGAGAUCACCGCCGAGCUCACCCUCCAGCCCCACCAUUCGACGAGGGGCACGGGCGAACCUGCGACAGAAGGGGAGCGCGGACAGGGCAACCACUAUGUGGGCAAGCUGCACUUAAGCGAGCAGUACCUCUGCUUCUCCACACAAGGGUCCAGCUUUGUCAACACCGCUAGCUCGAGCUCCUCCAGCAGCUUCACAGGGCAGACACACGGCGCUGGGCCGGCUGGCAAUGGCUUCACACUACCGCUGUGCGCCAUCAGGAGGGUCGAGCGACUGCACAGCCAGAGCUACAUGUUCGCGCUCGCCAUCACCACAUGGAAUGGCAUUCCAGAUUCGCAGACGAAGACGCCUGCCGGUCAGAAGCUCACCAUCCAGCUGGCUGGGUCGCGGCAGGCCUGCGAGCGCUUCUGCGAUGGGCUGAAGAAGGGGCUGAGGGAAGGUGUCAAGGGGGUGGAUACAUUACGAAAGGUGGCUGUGACCAGCUACUCAGAGUACCUGCUCACCACCGACGAGGAGAAAAAGUCAACUGGUGGCGACGCCAAGCAAGGGAGAGAGCACCCAGAUACAGGUCUUGGAUUGACCUUCAAGUACCCUGGCAAUGCGCGGAAGCUGAGGGACGCGACCAAGAUACGGUUGUGGCGCGAGUACCUGCGGGAAAAUGGCCGAGGCGCCACACUCAUUCGCCAACCCACUUUCCACAAGCUCAUCCGUGUCGGUCUGCCCAAUCGAUUACGAGGAGAGAUAUGGGAACUCACCUCCGGCUCCUUCUUCCUGCGUCUACAGAAUCCCAACCUCUACACAGACACACUAGCGAAGUUUUCGGGGCGAGAAUCGCUGGCAAUAGACGAGAUCGAGAAAGACCUAAAUCGAAGUCUGCCGGAAUAUCCAGGUUUUCAGGAUGAGGCGGGCAUUGGCCGGCUGCGGAGAGUCUUGACGGCAUACAGCUGGACAAACGAGGAGGUUGGGUACUGUCAGGCGAUGAACAUCGUCGUCGCAGCGUUACUGAUUUACGUGUCUGAGCCCCAGGCUUUCUUCUUGCUCUCUGUUCUAUGUGACCGCCUCCUACCUGGAUACUACUCGCAGACCAUGUAUGGGACAUUGCUGGACCAGAAGGUCUUUGAAUCUCUGGUCGAGAAGACUAUGCCCAUUCUCUGGGAUCACCUUGUCAAGUCUGAUGUCCAGCUUUCCGUGGUCUCCCUGCCCUGGUUCCUUUCGCUGUACAUCAACUCGAUGCCCCUGAUCUUCGCCUUCCGAGUCUUGGAUGUUUUCUUCUUGGAGGGGCCGAAAGUGCUUUUCCAGAUCGGUCUGGCCAUUCUACGCAUCAAUGGCGAGCAGCUGCUGGAUGCUGCAGACGACGGAUCCUUCAUUUCGGUGUUAAAGUCAUACUUUUCAAGGCUUGACGAGUCUGCCCACCCCAAGUCCGAAAACCCCAAGCUACGAGCUGUUACCCGGUUCCAAGAGCUGAUGGUGGUGGCUUUCAAGGAGUUUGCCGGUAUCACCCAGAACACCAUCUCAGAGCAACGGGCGAAGCACAAAGAUGCCGUUCUGGAAAACAUCGAGAAUUUUGCUAAGCGCACAUCUAUCCGAAACCUUGGUCCAGAAAGCAAGAGGUUGAGCGUGACCGACCUGGGCUUCUUGUAUGACAGAUUUUACGCUGUCUUAUACGAGCGACAGCAACGAGCCGAGAUCAUGCAACAAGAAGCGGAGCGCAAGGCGAAAGCCAGCCGAGCAAAAGCUACUGAGAUUAUCAGUGGAUUCGCAAGCAGUAGUAAUGCCGAAAAGGGACGUGUGGCCCUGGGCGUAAGUCCAACACAGAUGGAUUACGAUGCGUUCAGGGAAUUCCUUGCUGGUAUUGCAAAAUGGGCUGUUACCGACUCGCCAACUUCACCCAAGGAAGCGACCCCCGCCCAGACCCACUCAUACUUCGGUGGUAGCCUGAGAAGUCGACCACCUGUAUCACCAUGGGGCUCAGGACCAGAGCCUGCAGACCACGAGUUUCUGAAACGUCUUUUCCGGCGCUGGGACACAGAUAUGACAGACUCGCUCUCCUUGCAAAACGUCGUGGCUGGCUUUGCCGCCGUCAAGGGAACCAAAGACAUCAUGUCGAACAUCAGCUACUUCUUUGAGCUUUACGAUGAUGAUGGCGACGGCAGGGUGGAUCGUGAAGGUAUAUUGAGGAUAUCAGAAGCUCUUUUGUUCCUGUCAAGGAGAGGCCUUCACGAGUCUGUUAACCCUUCAGCAUCAUCGCUCGACGUUGGCUCUGAACCAACAAUGUCACGCGACGAGCAGUUCCUCAGCAGCGUCUCCGCCUUCAUCCGGCGGUGCUUCGAGUACGCUGAUCCAGACCACGCUUCCAAUCAGAACAGCGCUGCUGUAGACGAGGCAGAGGAGGACCUAGACAACUUCGCCAUCGGCGAUGAAGAUGAGGACGACCUGAUCGACUUCGGUGACGAGCCUACAACACCAAAAGCUGACAAGCCAGAGAAAAGUCCGUUGUCGCCUACUAAAUCUGAUACCGACCCGCUGUCGCCAACACAAUCAACACACACGAUCGAGUCUGAGACAGGGAAGCGACACGAGAAGGCCAAGGCAGCCAACCUUGCACUGGACCCCAACAAGCCUCUCCACAUCACGCUGCCCACCUUCCGCAUGGUCAUUCUUGCAGACGAGGUUUUGGAGCAAUUCUUCGAAGUCGGUUUCUCGUCUUCCUUCCGCCUCGCUGACGAACCCUUGUCGUCAUCAGCAUCAACCUCAUCCAAUCUUACCACGUUCGCGAAUGCCGGCCGACAAAUGUCUGGUCUAACAGGAGGCAUGGGCGUAGUCGGCGGCGCAGGUGUCGGCGUAGUUCCACCAGGCAAGAGCAUCCGAGGCAUGCUCGACAACAUCGUCAACGACGGCAUGCGUGUCGCAGCAGAAGUCAGACGCAGGUACGACGAAGCUCAGAAAGAGCUGGAUGCGCAAUCUCAGCAUGCAAGGGAUGACGACGAUGAUCACGAGGAAGAGAAAGAUGCAGAUCUGCUUGAGGGCGCAGAGACAGCCGAUGUCGCUUCGAUCAAGGAAGAAAACCUCACCGACUUACUGUCGCCAGGUACAGACAAGGAGACCAGAAGCACGAAGGAUCGUAGAGCAAGUGACGCUAGUAGACGACCUCCGCUCCUCGAACAAACGGUGCCAGAGCACUUUGCGGGUGUGGUGAGGCAAUUCGGCGACCGGAACGCUGUUAUCUCGCACCACCAACGCACAAUUCUCACAUAUGACGCGCUUGACCGCGACUCCAAUGCACUCGCCAGAGGGUUGCAGAAACGAGGGGUGAAGAAGGGAGACAGGGUUGCUGUGUCAUUGGGCAACAAUGUCGAAUUCGCUACCACUACCUAUGCGCUCUUCAAGCUGGGCGCGAUACUGGUGCCGUUGAACCCCGCCUUCAAUGCGCCUCAAGUCCUCUCCGCGCUCAACCACCUUGAAGCUGCCCACCUCCUCAUCGGCGCCGAAACAAAUCUCCCCCGCAAACACCCACGGUCUAACAUUCCGCUCCUUACGCAUCUUGUGCCGAGUCUGACUGGGUCAAACCUCGAGUCCGAACUUGUCCCGUCCCUGCGAAAUGUCAUUAUGGUGGACAAUGCACAGGGGAGAAUCGAUUGUGCAGUAUAUAAAAGUACCACAAGAUUCGAGCAUGUGCUGGAAGACGGCGGGCAAGGCAGCGCCCUGGAGGACCAAGGGUUAGACCCCAACGACAUCGUCAACAUUCAAUUCACCUCAGGCACGACCAGCAUGCCCAAAGCUGCUUGUCUGAGCCACCGAAGCAUCUUGAACAAUGGCAACAGCAUUGGCGACAGGAUGCUCUUGACUGAGAACGACCGCGUGUGCAGUCCGCCUCCUCUCUUCCACUGCUUUGGUUGCAUCCUCGGCUACAUGGCAACCGCGACCCACGGAUCCUCCAUCAUCUGGCCCGCCGAAGCCUUCAAUCCGCUCGCCACUCUCGAAGCCGUUCGCGAAUACAAAGCAACAGCCCUCUACGGCGUACCCACGAUGUUCGUCGCAGAGCUCGACUUGCUUGCCCACGGCGCCGUACCGCGUGAUGGCUUCGAGCACCUGCGCACCGGCAUUGCAGCAGGAUCCUCUAUCCCCGCCGAGCUGAUGCGGAAACUGCACAAGCAGCUGAACCUGACCGAACUGACCAUCUGUUACGGUAUGACAGAGACAAGUCCAGUCAGUUGCAUGACCACAACCGACGACCCCAUCGAAAAGCGCAUCGACAGUGUGGGCCGCUUACUCCCCCACGUACAAGCCAAAGUCGUCGACCCCAGCGACUGGUCGCGCACCCUCGGCAUUGAUGAGCGCGGUGAACUCGCCGUAAGCGGGUACCUGCUCAUGAAGGGCUACUGGGGCGACGAGAAGAAGACCUCUGAAGUCAUGGUUGCCGACGACGAUGGGGUGAUGUGGAUCCACACGGGCGACGAAGCAGCUAUGGAUGAGGAUGGGUAUGUGAGGAUUACGGGAAGGAUCAAGGAUCUUAUUAUCAAGGGUGGUGAGAAUAUUCACCCUCUUGAGGUUGAGAAUUGCCUCUUUGCGCACCCUGCGAUCCGCGAGAUUAGUGUUGCUGGGCUGCCUGAUGAGCGGUAUGGCGAGGUUGUUGCUGCUUUUGUCGUCAAGCAUGACGGAGAAGAGGAUAAUAUCACAGCUGAGGAGGUAAGGACUUGGGUUAGGGAGAAGUUGAGUCAUCACCUUGUGCCGAAGUACGUUUUCUUCGUGCAAGACUACCCAAAGACGCCAAGUGGGAAGAUACAGAAGUUCAAGCUGAGGGAAUCGGGCAUCAAGUGGCUGCAGGAAGGCAAAGGUUUGCAAUGAGCUGAGAAGUAGAUUGUGAUUCUCUGGUCUUACCGCACCAGAGUGUAGGAUAUCAAUACUGGCAAGCAGCCCUUCUGCGAAUACCACCAAAGGAUCUACGUUACAUGGAGACUUAGAAUACCAUUACCUCCUACACGUCAUCUGCAACUCGGUGAGGCUGUG